GGCUGGUAGGGAACAUGUCUUCCCCUUUUCUUUUUACUUUGGUUACUUUAUUGACACUUGCUGAAUUAGAUGGUGAAGUUGUGGGACUUGAGCUGCAGCAACAAAACAGAAACAUCGACCUCCAACAGCCUCGGAUGGCUACAGAGAGGGGAAAUUUAGUGUUUCUUACUGGGUCAUCCCAAAACAUUGAAUUUAGAACUGGAUCCCUGGGAAAAAUUAAAUUAAAUGAUGAAGAUCUCAGCGAAUGUUUACAUCAGAUCCAGAGAAACAAAGAUGACAUUACAAAUUUAAAAGAGAGUACAACUGGUCUGCCUCAAAAUAUAUCUAGUCAAAUCCAUCAGCUUAACUCCAAGCUUAUGGAUCUUGAAAGAAAAGUUCAAGGUUUACAGCAGACACUUGACAAGACCGCUUGUGGCAGCAACCCCUGCCAACACGGUGGAACCUGCCUCAAUCUGCACGACUCCUUUGUUUGUGUCUGUCCCUCACAGUGGAAGGGUCCUCUCUGCUCAGAUGAUGUUAACGAAUGUGAAAUUUACUCAGGAACACCCAUGAGUUGCCAGAAUGGAGCCACGUGCAUGAAUACGAUGGGGAGUUACAGUUGCCACUGCUCGCCUGAUACCUAUGGACCCCAGUGUGCGUCCAAGUACGAUGACUGCGAAGGGGGUUCUCAAGCACUCUGCGUCCACGGCAUCUGUGAGGAUUUAGUCCGAGAGCAGGUUGGAAAGCCCAAGUACAGCUGCAUCUGCGAUGCUGGGUGGACAUCCCCUCUGGACAGCUCUGCCUGCACGGUGGAUAGAGAUGAGUGCAGCCUCCAGCCUGGACCAUGUUCUGCGCACGUGCAGUGUUUCAACACCCAGGGCUCCUUCUACUGCGGGGCCUGUCCGACAGGCUGGCGAGGAAAUGGCUACUUCUGCGAAGAUGUCGAUGAGUGUGAGAUAAACAAUGGCGGCUGCUCCGUGUCUCCACCUGUCGAGUGUGUGAACACACCUGGGUCUUUCCACUGCCAGGCCUGUCCACCAGGGUACCAGGGUGACGGCAGAGUGUGCACACUCACAGACAUCUGCUCGGUUGAUAACGGAGGCUGCCACCCGGACGCGGCCUGCUCCUCCGCCCUAGGUUCUUUACCGCUCUGCUCAUGUCCCCCAGGAUACACUGGAAACGGCUAUGGGCCAAAUGGCUGUGUGCAACUCAGUCAUAUGUGCCUAAGUCACCCCUGUUUAAAUGGAGAGUGCACGGAAACAGUUUCUGGUUAUUUUUGUAAGUGUGAAUCAGGCUGGGCUGGUGUCAACUGUACAGAAAACAUCAAUGAGUGUUUGAGCAACCCCUGUUUGAAUGGAGGAGCUUGUGUUGACGGCGUUAAUUCUUUUCACUGUGAAUGCACACGUUUCUGGACUGGCCCUCUCUGCCAGAAUCCCCAGCAAGUUUGUGGAGAGUCCCUCACAGGGAUAAAUGGAAGCUUCAGCUAUAACAGCCCCGACAUUGGUUAUCUUCAUGACGUUAACUGCUUCUGGGUUAUCCGAACAGAAGUAGGGAAGGUCCUGCGUAUCACUUUUACUUUUUUCCAGUUAGACUGGGUGAACAAUUGUGCACAUGAGUUUCUUCAGAUUUAUGAUGGGGAUUCUUCUGCAGCUCUUCAACUUGGACGAUUCUGUGGCUUCAGCCCCCCUGGAGAGCUCUUCAGCAGUGACAACGCCCUCUAUUUCCAUUUCUACUCUGAACAUUUAAGAAGCCAGAGAGGUUUCACAGUAAGAUGGGAAACACAGCAACCAGAGUGUGGCGGUACACUGACGGGUACUUACGGGUCUAUAAAAUCUCCGGGCUAUCCUGGAAACUACCCCCCCGGAAGAGAUUGUGUCUGGCUUGUUGUAACUAGUCCUGACCUCCUAAUAACAUUUACUUUUGGGACCUUGAGCCUGGAACACCAUGAUGACUGCAGCAAAGAUUAUCUUGAGAUUCGAGAUGGUUCUUUGCAUCAGGACCCCAUUUUGGGGAAAUUCUGCACCACUCUCUCUGCCCCACCGCUCCAGACCACAGGGCCCUUUGCCAGGAUUCAUUUCCAUUCUGAUGCCCAGAUCAGUGACCAAGGCUUCCAUAUCACCUACCUAACAUCGCCUUUGGAUCUGCCUUGUGGAGGAAACUACACGGACCCAGAGGGUGAACUCCUCCUUUCUGAGAUGUCUGGGCCUUUCACUCAAAACAGGCAGUGUGUCUAUAUCAUAACACAGCCUCCGGGAGAGCAAAUACAAGUCAACUUCACCCACGUGCAGCUGGAAAGCCAGGGUGGCUGCGUGCAGAGUUACAUUGAGGUUCGAGAGUAUGAAACCUUACUUGGAAAAGUUUGUGACAAUGGGACCAUCUCUCACUUCAAGUCCAUUACCAAUAGUGUGUGGAUCAGGUUUAAAAUAGACGCUUCUAUUGAGAAAGCCAGUUUCAGAGCUGUUUAUCAAGUCGCUUGUGGAGGUGAAUUAACUGGAGAAGGGGUCAUUCACUCACCGUAUUAUCCUAAUGUGUAUCCUGGAGAAAGAACCUGUCGGUGGACCAUCCACCAGCCCCAAAGCCAAGUAGUUCUUCUCAACUUCACUGCCUUUGAAAUUGGAAGCUCUGCCCACUGUGAUACAGAUUAUAUCGAGAUUGGUAGCAGUUCCAUUUUGGGUUCUCUUGAAAAUAAAAAAUAUUGUGGCCCAGACACACCUCCACCUAUAACAACCGUGCACAAUAUCCUUUAUGUCACAUUUGUGAAAAGUUCUUCUACUGAAAAUCAUGGUUUUAUGGCUAAGUUCAGUACUGAGCAUUUGGCAUGCGGAGCAACCCUUAGAGAGCCAACAGGAGUCAUUCAAAGUCCGGGCCAUCCCAAUAUCUAUCCUCAGGGUAUCAACUGUACCUGGCAUAUAUCCGUCCAACCCAACCACCUGAUUCGUUUGAUGUUUGAUAGAUUUCAUUUGGAAUUUCAUUAUAAUUGCACAAAUGACUACCUGGAAGUUUAUGACACUGACUCUGAGAUACCUCUUGGGAGAUACUGUGGAAAAUCGAUCCCACCUUCUCUUACAAGCAGAGGCAAUUCCUUGACGCUGGUCUUUGUGGCAGAUUCUGACCUGGCUUAUGAAGGCUUUUUAAUAAACUACGAAGCAAUUAAUGCAUCAACAGCAUGUUUGGAAGACCACACAGAUGAAUCUGGGACAUUAACAUCUCCAAACUAUCCCAAUAAUUACCCCAACAACUGGAAAUGCAUUUAUAGGAUCACAGUGGAGAGUAGCCACCAGAUUGCCCUGCACUUUACAAACUUCUCCUUGGAGGAAGCCAUUGGUGGAGGCUGUCAUUCAGAUUUUCUGGAAAUCAGGGAUGGAGGCUAUGAAACUUCACCAAUGCUGGGAAUGUACUGUGGCUCAAAUCUCCCUCCAACAAUUAUCUCUCAUAGUAACAAACUAUGGUUAAAAUUUCAGAGUGAUUUGAUUGACUCAAGGUCUGGAUUCUCAGCUUACUGGGAUGGAUCAUCAACAGGUUGCGGGGGCAAUCUCACCACAUCCACAGGCAUGUUCACAUCUCCCAACUACCCGAUGCCCUACUACCACAGCUCCGAGUGCUACUGGUGGUUGAAGGCCAGCCGUGGCAGCCCGUUCCAACUGCAGUUCACAGAUUUCCACUUGGAGCACCAUCCAAACUGCACUUUAGACUACCUGGCUGUAUAUGAUGGGCCAAGCACCAGCUCUCAUCUGCUCGCUCAGCUCUGUGGGGAUGAGAAACCACCUCUUAUCCGUUCUAGUGCAGACAGCAUGUUUUUAAAGCUGAGGACAGAUGAAGGGCAGCAAGGACGUGGCUUCAAGGCUGAAUACUGGCAGACAUGCGAGGAUGUGGUGAUAGUCAAUCAAACCUAUGGUAUCUUGGAGAGUAUAAAUUAUCCAAAUCCUUAUUCUGACAAUCUGCGUUGCAACUGGACGGUCCAGGCAACAACGGGCAACACUGUGAACUAUACUUUUUUAGCGUUUGACUUGGAAGAGCACACCAGCUGCUCCACCGAUUACUUAGAGCUUUAUGAUGGACCACAGCGGAUGGGGCGCUACUGCGGGGUGAGUGUGCCUCCUCCUGGGAGUACCGCAGGCUCCCAGCUCCAUGUGCUGUUCCACACCGAUGGGGUUGGCCACCAGGAGAAGGGGUUUCAGAUCCAGUGGUUCAUUCACGGUUGUGGUGCGGAGCUGUCAGGAGCCAUGGGCUCCUUCACCAGCCCUGGGUACCCGGGCAGGUAUCCAGCCAACAAGGAGUGCAUCUGGUACAUUAAGACUGCCCCCGGGAGCAGCAUUCAGCUCACCAUCCACGACUUUGAUGUGGAGUACCAUUCAAGAUGCAACUUCGACGUCCUGGAGAUCUAUGGAGGACCUGACUUCCAUGCUCCCAGAAUAGCCCAGCUGUGUUUCCAGCAGUCAUCAGAGAACCCCAUGCAGGUCUCCAGCACGGGCAAUGAGCUAGCAGUCAGAUUUAAGACGGACAGCUCUAUAAAUGGGAGAGGCUUCAAUGCCUCAUGGCAAGCAAUCCCUGGAGGUUGUGGUGGAGUUUUUCAGGCUCCUCAUGGGGAGAUUCAUUCUCCAAAUUACCCAAGUCCUUCUAGGAGUAACACAGACUGCUCCUGGGUUAUUAAAGUUGAGAGAAAUCACCGUGUCCUCUUGAACUUCACUGACUUUGACCUUGAACCUCAGGACUCUUGUAUUAUGGCAUAUGAUGGUGUAAGCUCUGCAACCGCCCGCCUCGCCAAGACAUGUGGAAGGCAGCAGCUGGCCAACCCCAUCACCUCUUCAGGAGACAGCCUCUUUGUGAGAUUUCUGUCUGGCCCUUCCAGACGGAGCAGGGGCUUCCGAGCCCAAUUCAAGCAAGUCUGUGGAGGCCACAUCCUCAUCGGUUCUUUUGGUACCGUUUCCUCUCCAUUGUUCCCCGCCAAGUACCCACACAAUCAGAACUGCAGCUGGAUCCUUCAAGCUCAACCCCCAUUCAAUCACAUCACCCUCUCCUUUACCCACUUUGAACUUGAAGGCAGCACAACGUGUACAUGGGACUUUGUAGAAAUUCUGGAUGGCGACCAGGAUGAUGUGCCCCUCCGAGGCCGUUACUGUGGCAGCUCCAUGCCCCAUCCUAUCACAUCCUUCAGCAGUGCCCUGACGCUGAGGUUUGUCUCUGACCCUACAGUGAGUUCUGGUGGCUUCCAUGCUGUUAUCACCGCCUCAUCGUCAGCUUGUGGUGGAACCUUCCACAUGGCUGAAGGCAUCUUCGACAGCCCCGGCUACCCAGAGGUGUAUCCCCCUAAUAUAGAGUGUAUCUGGAACAUCGUCAGCUCCCCCGGCAACCAGCUCCAGCUGUCUUUCAUAUCUUUCCAGUUGGAAGACUCCCAAGACUGUAGCAGAGAUUUUGUGGAGCUCCGAGAAGAAAACGCCACAGGUCACCUGGUGGGACGAUACUGUGGACACUCCCUCCCUCUCAACUUGUCAUCCACUGUUGAGCACAGCCUGUGGGUCAGGUUUGUCUCCGAUGGCUCAGGCAGUGGCAUAGGCUUCCAGGCCAUGUUCACUAAGAUAUUUGGCAAUGAUAAUAUUGUGGGAACUCAUGGGAAAAUUGCCUCUCCUUUCUGGCCUGGAAAUUACCCUCAUAAUUCCAAUUACCGAUGGAUAGUAAAUGUGAAUGCAUCUCAAGUUGUCUACGGUAGAAUCUUGGAGAUGGACAUUGAAGAAGGACUAAACUGCUAUUAUGACAAAUUAAGGAUGUACGAUGGGAUUGGUAUUCAUUCUCGCCUGAUCGGGACUUACUGUGGUACCCAGACUGAAUCCUUUAGCUCCACUGGAAAUUCCUUGAUGGUUCAGUUUUCUUCCGACGCUUCAGUAUCAGGGAAGGGAUUCCUCCUGGAGUGGUUUGCAGUGGAUGCUCCUGUUGGACCGUUACCUACCAUUGCUCCAGGCGCUUGUGGUGGGUUCCUGAGAACGGGAGAUGAGCCGGUCUUUCUGUUUUCCCCGGGUUGGCCUGACCACUAUGGUAAUAAUGUUGAGUGUACCUGGCUUAUCCAGGCUCCUGAUUCUACUGUGGAACUCGACAUCCUUUCCCUGGACAUCGAAGCUAACUCAGCGUGUAACUAUGAUAACCUUGUGAUAAGAGACGGCGACAACAACAUGGCCCCAGAGCUAGCAACUCUCUGCGGCAAAGAGAUCCCUGGGCCCAUCUGGUCUACUGGAGAGUACAUGUUCAUCCGCUUCACCUCUGACCUGAGCGUAACUGGAAUGGGCUUCACUGCAUCCUUUCACAAGAGCUGUGGUGGAUAUCUGCAUGCCGACAGAGGAAUUAUCACAUCCCCCAAUUAUCCAGAGACCUACAGGCCCAAUCUCAACUGCUCCUGGCAUGUCCUGGUCCAAAGUGGUUUGACCAUUGCUGUGCACUUUGAACAGCCCUUCCAGAUUCCAAAUGGGGAUUCUUUUUGCAACCAGGGGGAUUACUUGGUGCUAAAAAAUGGACCUGAUAUCUCUUCUCCACCCCUGGGGCCCCCUGGCAGGCAUGGUCAUUUCUGCGGAAGUCGUCCUUCAUCAACCUUGUUCACCUCAGAUAAUGAAAUGUUUGCCCGGUUUAUUUCUGACAAUAGUAAUGAGGGACAAGGGUUUAAGAUCAAAUACGAGGCAAAGAGUUUAGCCUGCGGGGGGAACAUUUACAUCCAUGACGCUGACUCUGCUGGCUAUGUGACCUCCCCCAACCACCCUGACAAUUAUCCCCAGCACGCAGAUUGUACUUGGAUCAUAGCAGCCCCUCAGGGGAAGAGCAUCAGGCUGCAAUUUGAGGAUCAGUUCAACAUUGAAGCAUCACCCAAUUGUACAUCCAGUUACCUGGAAUUGCGGGAUGGAGCUGAUUCCAAUGCACCAGUACUUUCCAAAUUUUGUGGGCUGUCUUUGCCCGGCAGUCAGUUGUCCUCAGGAGAGGUCAUGUAUUUGAGAUUCCAAACCAACAACAGCCCCACUCAUGUGGGAUUCAAAGCCAAGUAUUCUAUAGCUCAAUGUGGAGGAACAGUCACAGGGCAAGCUGGUGUCAUUGAAAGCAUUGGCUACCCAGUGCUGCCAUACACAGACAAUUUGUUCUGUGAGUGGCAUCUCCAGGGUCUCCCAGGACACUAUCUCACCAUCUCUUUUGAAGAUUUUCAUCUCCAGAAUUCCUCUGGCUGUGGAAAAGACUUUGUGGAGAUCUGGGAAAACCGUACCUCUGGGAAUAUCUUGGGCAAAUACUGCGGAAACACCAUUCCUGACAGCAUAGACACUUCUAGCAAUGUUGCUGUGGUCAGAUUUGUCACAGAUGGCUCUCUUACUGCCUCGGGAUUCAGACUAAGGUUUGAAUCCAGUCUGCAAGGGUGUGGUGGGGAUCUGCAGAGCCCCGCUGGAACGUUCACUUCUCCCAACUACCCAAACCCCAACCCUCACGGCCGGGUCUGCGAGUGGAGAAUCACUGUGCCCGAAGGAAGGCGGGUCACCCUGACAUUUACCAGCCUGAGACUGGAAGCUCGCCCGUCCUGCGACAGUGAGAGCGUGCAGGUAUUUAAUGGCAUUAGAAGGAACUCGCCCCAGCUGGAGCAGCUGUGCAGUAGUGUGAAUGUAAGCAGCGAGAUAGAAUCUUCAGGAAACACAAUGAAAGUGGUCUUUUUCACGGAUGGAUCCAGGCCAUAUGGAGGCUUCGCUGCUUCCUACACAUCCAGUGAAGAUGCAGUGUGUGGCGGGCCUCUCACAAGUGCCCCUGAAGGAAACUUCACUUCUCCUGGCUACGAUGGAGUCCAUAAUUACCCAAGAAACCUAAACUGUGAAUGGACUCUCAGCAAUCCAAAUGAGGGAAAUUCAUCCAUUUACAUUCAUUUUCAAAAUUUCUCCCUGGAAAGUCACCAAGCCUGCCAAUUUGAUGUCCUUGAGUUUCGAGUGGGAGAUGCUAAUGGGCCCAUGAUACGGAGAUUCUGUGGCCCUUCCAGACCUGCAGUGCCAUUGGUUAUACCUUACGGCCAGGUAUGGAUACACUUUGUCACCAAUGAACGUGUGGAACGCAUCGGAUUCCAUGCAGAAUAUUCCUUUACAGAUUGUGGCGGGAUACAGAUGGGUGAGAGUGGAGUGAUCUCAAGCCCCAACUACCCAAGCUUUUAUGAGAGCUUGACCCACUGUGCGUGGUUGUUGAAGGCCCCCCCAGGACACACCAUCACUCUCACAUUCACUGACUUUGAUAUUGAAGCCCAUUCAGUUUGUUCCUGGGACUCUGUCACUGUCAGGAAUGGUGGCUCCCCUGGGUCACCCAUAAUAGGACAAUACUGUGGAAAUUCAAACCCCAGGCCAAUCCAGUCUGGCUCUAACCAACUGGUGGUGAUUUUUAACUCAGACCAUUCCGUAGAAGGUGGUGGAUUUUAUGCUACGUGGAACACACAGACUUUAGGUUGUGGUGGAACACUUCAUUCAAAUAAUGGUGUAAUCAGAUCCCCUCACUGGCCUGAAAAUUUUCCUGAAAACAUCAGAUGUUCCUGGACGGUCAUUACUCACCAAAGUAAACACUUGGAGAUCAGCUUUGAUAGUAACUUCCUAAUCCCCAGUAGUGAUGGACAAUGUCAGAACAGCUUUGUGAAGGUGUGGGCAGGAACCCAGGAGGUUGAGAAGGCCCUGCUGGCCACAGGCUGUGAGAAUGUGGCCCCUGCUACCAUCAUCACCCCUGGAAACACGUUCACUGCUGUCUUCCAGUCUCAGGAGAGACCAGCCCAGGGCUUCUCUGCAUCCUUUGUAAGCCGAUGCGGACGAAACUUCACUGGCUUGACAGGUUACAUCUAUUCUCCCAACUACCCAAAGCAGUAUCAGAACAACCUGAAUUGUACAUAUGUCAUAGCAGCUGAUCCACAGUCCGUGGUCAUCUUGACUUUCUUGUCUUUCCAUUUAGAAGCUCGUUCGGCCGUGACAGGAAGCUGUGCCAAUGACGGCGUGCACAUUAUCAGGGGUUCCAGCUUGGCGUCCACCCCGUUCGCGACCGUGUGUGGUGCUGAGAGGCUGGCUCCUAUCACCGUGACUGGGCCAGUGCUACUUAACUUCUACUCCAACGCACAAAUCACAGACUACGGGUUCAAGUUUUCCUAUAGGAUAACCUCCUGUGGUGGUGUGUUCAACUCCUCCUCCGGAAUCAUCCAGAGCCCUGCCUAUUCCUUUUCCAACUACCCAAAUGAUGUCUACUGCUUGUACACCAUCAUCGUGAGCCAUGACAAAGUCAUGCAGCUCAAAUUCAAUGAUUUUGAUGUGGUUCCCUCCAUCUCCUGCUCCCGUGACUACCUGGAGAUUUAUGAUGGUUCCAACACCAGUGAUCCCCUUCUUGGCAAAUUCUGUGGUUCCAAGAACCCACCAAAUGUUAAGAGCAGCAGGAAUACUAUGCUCCUCGUGUUCAAGACAGAUUCAUUUCAAACAGCAAGAGGCUGGAAGAUCUUUUUCUGGCAGACAUUAGGGCCUCAGCACGGAUGCGGAGGUUAUCUGACAGCUCCAAAUAAAACCUUUGUCUCUCCCGAUUCUGAUUUGGAUGGAAGAUACGACAAGAGUUUAAACUGCAUCUGGUUCAUAAUUGCACCUGUAAACAAAGUGAUUAAACUCACCUUCUAUACGUUUGCUCUGGAGGCAGCAAGCAGUAUGAAACUGUGCAGUUUUGAUUAUGUAAAGGUAUAUGAUGGCGAUAGUGAAAAUGCCAACGUGGCUGGAACAUUCUGUGGCUCCACUAUCCCUGCGCCUUUCGUCUCUUCUGGCAACUUCCUUACGGUUCAGUUUAUCAGCGACCUAACUGUAGAAAGGGCAGGAUUUAAUGCUACAUAUACCUUCAUGGACAUGCCUUGUGGAGGAACAUACAAUGCAAGUUGGACCCCACAAAAUAUUUCAUCACCCAAUUCCUCAAACCCAGAUGUCCUGUUUUCCUCCUGUACUUGGGUGAUUGAAGCUCCUCUGCACCAGCAGGUCAAGAUAACUGUGUGGUCGUUACAGCUGCAGUCACAAAACUGCGCGCAGAGUUACUUAGAGUUUCAGGACUCAACACAGAGUAACAGACAUCCAGGAAUCCAGUUCUGCGGCAGAAAUGCUUCGGCUGUGCCCGUGUUUUAUUCUUCCAUGAGCACUGCAAUUGUCAUUUUCAAAUCUGGAGUUUUAGCCACAAACUUCAGAGUGAGUUUUACCUAUCAGAUUGCAGAUUGCAACAGAGAAUAUAACAAGGCGUUUGGUAAUCUGAGGAGUCCUGGGUGGCCGGAGGAUUAUAACAGCAACCUGGACUGCACUGUUGUUCUCAGGGCCCCACAGAACCACACCAUUUCCCUCUUUUUCCACUCAUUUGGUAUCGAGGACUCGAGUGAAUGCAGGCACGAUUUCUUGGAGAUAAGAAAUGGAAAUGAUAGCAGUUCACCAUUACUUGGGAAGUACUGUGGGACUCUGCUGCCAAAUCCUGUCUUCUCUCAGAGUAAUGAACUUCACCUCCGAUUUAAAAGUGACAGUAUAAUCUCCAGUCGUGGGUAUGAGAUCAUCUGGACCUCGUCACCCUCUGGCUGUGGGGGAACUCUUUACGGAGACAGAGGCUCCUUCACCAGCCCUGGCUAUCCGGGCACGUACCCCAACAACACGCACUGUGAGUGGGCCCUCGUCGCUCCUUCUGGAAGGUUCCUCACCGUCAGCUUCUACUUCGUCAGCAUCGACGAUACCGGAGACUGUGUCCAGAACUAUCUCAUCCUCUACGAUGGCCCGAAUGCUGACUCGCCAUUCUCUGGACCAUUCUGUGGAACAGACACUAGCAUAGCCCCCUUCGUGGCCUCCUCAAAUCGGGUCUUCAUAAAAUUCCAUGCCACUUCUGCGGCGCACCCAUCUGCAUUCCAGCUGACAUGGGACAGCUGAGUGGGGGACGCGGUGUGUUUACCGAGCACCUGAGUCUGUAUCACAUGGGACAGGACCCUGCCAUCUCUGCACAUACACCCCUGCCUGUGCCAUCAGAACAAGCUGCACUUCUUGGUUUUCACCAAAGCAUUUAUGGAACCAACUUUGCAUAUUGUUUGAACAUAGACUACAGCUUCUUUAGUCUUGACUGUGUGUGUCAUUCUUAUAUUUUGAGCUGAAAUUUUAAAAAAUUCCUUAAAAGACUAGAAAUGAUUAUGACAUCUGUGAUAUACAUUUUUUAAAGUGAAUAUUGAAAGCAGAGGUAUGAUUUUCAUUGUGAAUAUCAAAUUGGGGAUAAUAAAUGUGAUGGAAUUACACACAGUUACGCUGUGUUCAUUUUUGACUCAUUAAAAUUUUGACUUUCACUAUGGGGUAUGUAUAAAUUUUCAAGUUGAAUUUUUACAUUUUCAUGAAGCAUAUAAUUUAUAUAUGUGCAUAUAUAUAUAUAUAUAUAUACACAUGAAUCUUUUAGGGUGAACUCUGAAAGCAGGCUGGUUAUGUUUAAAUUUUAACUAUUAAAGUGCUUACUUAACUU
Nycticebus coucang (slow loris) is the source of this 11454-nucleotide messenger RNA. RefSeq names its product cubilin (gene CUBN). Gene Ontology annotation, molecular function: calcium ion binding. Bases 15 to 10880 code for a protein of 3621 amino acids. Lineage: Eukaryota; Metazoa; Chordata; Mammalia; Primates; Lorisidae. The transcript has 67 exons. The record is from RefSeq and is a predicted model, not a curated record.